AUGGAAGAAGACGACAACGACGAGGGCUGUCUUCUCUACUGCCACGAAGAACCUCUCGUCUCCACGCCGGCAGAAGCAGGCGGCCCCCGACGAGAUCCAGCUGAUGAUGGUAUCAUCAGUAUUGAGCUACCCGGCCGGCCAUCAUCGGUUGCGGCCGUGGUCGUCGGAGAUGAGGAAGACGACCACCAGCUGGAUGAGAUUCUGAUGGACUACAUGGCCAGGCAGAGAUGCUAUGCGCCGAGCAGAAGCUACCUAGAGCAGCUGAUGCAGGGAUCAGCAUCGGCUUCUUCGAUUUCUCAUGCUCGCUCAAGAGGCGUGUGCUACAUCACCUAUGCAUUUGGUAGGUUGGGAUUGGCGGCGGCGACGGCGUUUAACGCAGUCAACUAUCUCGACCGCUUCCUCUCCAUCAACUGCCAUCUGAGGUGGGAGGCGUGGAUGGUUGAAUUGGUGAGCGUGGCCUGCGUGUCCAUCGCAUGCAAGCUCGACGAGGUCAAUAUCCCAUCACUCCACCAUCUCCAGAUGGAAGAAGCGAUGAGCAACUCGUUCCGGCCAUCAACCAUCCGGGACAUGGAGCUGACGCUGCUCAAGGCGCUCCAAUGGCGCCUCGCCUGCGUCACCCCCUACUCCUUCCUCCAACUCCUGCUCCCCCUUACUCGCAGCACCGCAGCAGCAGCAGCUUCUCGCUGCACCCGCCUCCUCGUCGCCUCGCUCUCAGAGCCCUCAUUGCUGAGGUUUGAUUCCUCCGUUAUUGCCUCCUCCGCUCUUCGGUGUGUGGCGCUGCAGGAUCAUCAUCAGGGUCGUGUCUCCUGCCAUGUCAGCCGCCUUAUUCAUCCAGAACGUCCAUUGGACAAAGACGCCGAUGAGUGUUUGAGCAUGAUGAAAGCACUCCAGGGAACCUUGGAUUUGAAGAACCAUCACCAUUCGUUCAGUGAGCAGCUUUGGAGCCCGGUUUCAGUGAUUCCCUUUCAAACUGAUCAAAGUACAGACGACAGGUCAACAGUUUGUCGUCGCUUAUUCGACAGAUCCAUACCUCAACAGGGCAGCACAGAACAUGAAGAUGGUGUAAAUCAUCGUCACAUACACAAGAGAUGA
Phragmites australis (common reed) is the source of this 1092-nucleotide messenger RNA. Its product is annotated as putative cyclin-D7-1. Gene Ontology annotation, biological process: regulation of cyclin-dependent protein serine/threonine kinase activity; mitotic cell cycle phase transition. The coding region runs from base 1 to 1092 and encodes 363 amino acids. Gene Ontology annotation, cellular component: cyclin-dependent protein kinase holoenzyme complex; nucleus; cytoplasm. The transcript is spliced from 6 exons. Gene Ontology annotation, molecular function: cyclin-dependent protein serine/threonine kinase regulator activity. The record is from RefSeq and is a predicted model, not a curated record. Lineage: Eukaryota; Viridiplantae; Streptophyta; Magnoliopsida; Poales; Poaceae.